CAGAAGGCGAGAGGGAGCACGCGCGCGCGCGCGCAUCCCCCUGCACGCAGUCGCAGCGCGAACAUCUCCGGGUGAGCGUUAACCAUGGCCGAAGGAGGCGAGGGAGAGGACGAAAUCCAGUUCCUGCGGACUGAUGAUGAGGUGGUCCUACAGUGCUCGGCUACCAUCCGCAAGGAGCAACAGAAGCUCUGCCUUGCCGCUGAAGGCUUCGGAAACCGGCUUUGUUUCCUAGAAUCCAUCUCAAAUUCUAAGAAUGUGCCUCCAGAUCUGUCUAUCUGCACUUUUGUGUUGGAGCAAUCACUGUCGGUGCGAGCUCUUCAGGAAAUGCUGGCCAAUACUGAAGAGAGGGCUGAGGGGCAUGUAGAUGUGGAAAUCUGGACGGCCCAGGGUGGUGGCCAUCGGACCUUACUGUAUGGUCAUGCUGUUCUGCUCCGACACUCCUACAGUGGAAUGUACCUGUGCUGCCUCUCCACUUCUCGUUCUUCCACAGACAAACUGGCUUUUGAUGUUGGGCUGCAGGAAGAAACGACAGGCGAGGCGUGCUGGUGGACCAUCCAUCCGGCAUCAAAGCAGCGUUCAGAGGGAGAGAAGGUCAGAGUGGGGGAUGAUCUCAUCCUGGUCAGCGUCUCAUCUGAGAGAUAUUUACAUCUAUCCUAUGGUAAUGGCAGUCUUCACGUGGACGCAGCCUUCCAGCAGACACUAUGGAGUGUCGCGCCCAUCUGUUCUGGCAGCGAAGUAGCACAAGGCUUCCUAAUAGGAGGGGAUGUGCUCCGUCUCCUUCAUGGUCACAUGGAUGAGUGCCUAACUGUUCCAUCAGGGGAGCAUGGAGAUGAGCAGAGAAGAAGUGUCCAUUAUGAGGGGGGUGCAGUAUCGACUCACGCCAGGUCUCUCUGGAGGGUGGAGACAUUACGUGUCAUAUGGAGUGGCAGUCACAUCCGCUGGGGUCAGCCCUUCAGACUGCGUCAUGUGACCACCGGGAAGUAUUUGAGUUUGACAGAGGACAAAUCGCUUCUUCUAAUGGACAAAGAGAAAGCUGAUGUGAAGUCUACAGCUUUCUGUUUCAGAUUGUCCAAGGAAAAAUUGGAUCCGGGUUUGAAGAAGGAGGUGGAUGGAAUGGGCGUUCCUGACAUCAAAUAUGGCGACUCAGUGUGUUUUAUUCAGCAUGUUGACACCUGCCUGUGGCUCACUUACCAGACGGUUGAUGCCAAAUGUGCACGAAUGGGUGGUGUGCAGAGAAAGGCCAUUAUGCACCAUGAAGGUCACAUGGACGAUGGGCUGACGCUGUCCAGAUCACAACAUGAAGAGAGUCGCACUGCUCGAGUGAUUCGUAGUACUGUGUUUCUGUUCAACCUUUUUGUCAGGGGAUUGGACUCCCUCCGAAGAAGAGGAAAGGGCUCCACCUUUGAUUUGCCGAUCGACUCUGUUAGCUUAAGUCUACAAGAUCUGAUUGGUUACUUCCAACCUCCUGCUGAACACCUGGAACAUGAGGUCAAACAAAACCGACUGAGAGCUCUGAAGAAUCGUCAGAACCUUUUCCAAGAGGAGGGGAUGAUCAGCCUGGUGUUGGAGUGCAUCGAUCGACUCCACGUCUACAGCAGUGCAGCUCAUUUCACUGAAGCCGUGGGGAGGGGGGCCGGGGAGGCCUGGAGCUCCAUUCUAAACUCCCUCUAUCAACUAUUGGCUGCACUGAUCAGAGGUAACAGGAAGAACUGUGCACAAUUUUCGGGUUCCUUGGACUGGCUGAUAAGCAGACUGGAAAGACUGGAGGCCUGCUCUGGUAUCCUUGAGGUGCUCCACUGUGUACUUGUGGAGAGUCCCGAAGCCCUGAACAUAAUCAAAGAGGGACACAUCAAGUCCAUCAUUUCUCUGUUAGAGAAGCAUGGACGCAACCACAAGGUCCUUGAUGUGCUGUGUUCGUUAUGUGUGUGUCACGGUGUGGCAGUGCGAUCAAACCAACAUCUGAUCUGUGACAAUCUGCUGCCAGGAAGAGAUCUAUUACUUCAGACUCGUCUCAUAAACCACGUAAGCAGCAUGCGCCCCAACAUCUUCCUGGGUGUCAGUGAUGGCUCUGCCCAGUACAGAAAGUGGUACUAUGAACUGAUAAUCGACCAGGCGCUGCCCUUUGUAACAGCUGAGGCUUCCCACCUCAGGGUUGGCUGGGCCAACACCAGUGGCUACUUGCCAUACCCUAGCGGCGGUGAGGGUUGGGGGGGCAAUGGUGUGGGUGAUGACCUCUACUCCUAUGGCUUUGAUGGGCUUCAUCUAUGGUCAGGAUGUAUUGCCCGGACAGUCAGUUCUCCCAACCAGCAUCUACUAAGAGCAGAGGAUGUGGUGAGCUGCUGCUUGGACCUCAGUGUUCCUAGUAUAUCCUUCAGAAUAAAUGGCCAGCCAGUCCAGGGAAUGUUUGAGAACUUCAACUCAGAGGGUCUCUUCUUCCCUGUGGCCAGCUUCUCAGCCGGAGUCAAAAUCCGCUUUCUUCUUGGUGGACGCCAUGGAGAGUUCAAGUUCCUCCCCCCUCCUGGCUAUGCUCCCUGCUAUGAAGCUGUGUUACCAAGGGAGAAGCUAAAGCUAGAGGCCGGCCAGGACCAGGCAGUCGCUGGAGACUUGCUGGGACCGACAGUCACUUUGAGCCAAGCUGCAUUUACCCCGACUCCCGUUGACACCAGCCAGAUCGUUUUGCCGCCUCAUUUAGAGAGGAUACGGGAGAUGCUUGCUGAAAACAUUCAUGAAUUAUGGGUAAUGAACAAGAUCGAGUUGGGCUGGACUUAUGGAGCCGUACGAGACGACAACAAGCGGCAACACCCUUGCCUAGUGGAAUUCUCCAAACUUCCAGAGCAGGAAAGAAGCUACAAUUUACAGAUGUCUCUGGAGACACUCAAAACCCUGCUGGCUUUGGGUUGCCAUGUUGGUCUAGCAGAUGAGUACGCUGUGGAAAAAGUUAAAAGCAUGAAACUGUCAAAAACCUACCAGCUUUCCAGUGGUUACAAGCCUGCGCCUCUGGACCUCAGUCACAUCAAGCUGACGUCCACACAAGAAGCCAUGGUGGACAAGUUGGCGGAGAAUGCACACAAUGUCUGGGCAAGAGACCGCAUCCGCCAGGGUUGGACGUAUGGCAUCCAACAGGAUGUGAAAAAUCGGAGGAAUCCUCGCCUGGUGCCCUAUACUCUGUUGGAUGAGAGGACCAAGAAGUCAAACAAAGACAGCCUGAGAGAAGCUGUCAGGACUCUUCUGGGUUACGGCUACAACCUGGAAGCUCCUGACCAGGACCAUGCAUCUCAGUCUAAUCCCAGCAACUUGUCUGCAGAGAGGUUCCGCAUAUUCAGAGCUGAAAAAACCUACUGUGUUCAAACUGGCAAGUGGUACUUUGAGCUUGAGGUACUCUCUGCUGGAGAAAUGAGGGUCGGCUGGGCCCGACCUGGGUGUUUGCCAGAUCAGGAACUUGGCACAGAUGACCAGGCCUUUGUCUUUGAUGGUUUCAAGGUCCAGCGCUGGCACCAAGGCAAUGAGCACUUUGGGCGUUCAUGGCAAACAGGUGAUGUGGUGGGCUGCAUGGUGGAUCUCAAUGAACACACCAUGAUGUUCACUCUAAAUGGCGAAGUCUUGCUGGAUGACUCUGGGUCAGAACUGGCCUUCAAAGACUUUGAGGCAGGAGAAGGGUUUAUUCCUGUGUGCAGUCUUGGCGUCUGUCAAGUGGGCAGGAUGAACUUUGGCAAAGAUGUCAGCACCCUGAAAUACUUCACCAUAUGUGGACUGCAGGAGGGCUAUGAACCCUUUGCAGUCAACAUGAACCGAGAUGUCACCAUGUGGCUCAGCAAGAGGCUACCUCAGUUUGUACCUGUGCCUGCCCACCACCAGCACAUAGAGGUGACAAGAAUAGAUGGAUCAGUGGAGUCCUGCCCUUGCCUGAAAGUCACUCAGAAGUCAUUUGGCUCCCAGAACAGCAACACUGACAUUACCUUCUACAGACUGAGCAUGCCCAUAGAGUGUGCUGAAUCCUUCUCAAGGUCCCAUCAAAACAGCAGCCUCUACUCACCAAAGAAUGAACUGGAUGACAUUGAAAAUGUGUCGGACUUUGAGGUGCUGAUGAAAUCCCCUCACAGUCACAAUGGCCCCAGUGGAUCAGACCGAGACGAAUUCAACAACCACAAAGAUUAUAACCAAGAGAAACCAUCCAAGCUAAAGCAGCGGUUUCUGUUGAAAAGAAACAAACCGGACAACAGCUGCCCCACAUCUGCUCGCCUGCCUGAAGAAGUAAUAGCCGAUGAAAAGGAAGACUUUGAAUUCCUCAUUCAAGCUUCCACUCACUUCUAUUCCGUGCGGAUCUUUCCAGGCCAGGAACCCAGCAGUGUUUGGGUGGGAUGGGUCACAUCUGAUUUCCAUCAGUAUGACCCAAACUUUGAUUUACACAAUGUGAAAACUGUGACUGUAACUCUUGGAGACGAGAAAGGCAAGGUUCAUGAGAGUAUCAAGCGAAGUAACUGCUACAUGGUGUGGGCUGGAGAGAGCAGCACUCCCAGCCAGGGAAGGAACAACAACGGAUUAGAGAUUGGAUGUCUGGUGGACACGACCAAUGGACUCUUGACUUUCACUGCAAAUGGAAAAGAACUAGGCACAUACUAUCAGGUGGAACCAAGUACUAAACUUUUCCCAGCCGUCUUCGCCAAAGCCACGAGCCCCAACGUGUUCCAGUUCGAGCUGGGUCGUUUAAAGAAUGUGAUGCCGCUGUCAUCGGGUCUGUUUAUGAGUGAGAGGAAGAAUGCCGUCCCUCAGUGUCCCCCACGGCUGCAUGUGCAGUUCCUUACUCCUGUGCUCUGGAGUCGUGUUCCCAACCACUUACUCAAGGUCUCAACAUCCAGGGUGAAUGACAGGCACGGCUGGCUGGUCCAGUGUAAUGAGCCUUUGCAAUUCAUGGCGCUUCACAUUCCUGAGGAGAACAGGUCAGUGGACAUUUUGGAGCUAUCUGAGCAAAGUGACUUGUUAAAGUUUCACUACCACACCCUGCGGCUGUACUCUGCUAUCUGUGCACUUGGAAACAACCGAGUGGCUCACGUCCUCUGCUCACAUGUGGAUGAGGCGCAGCUUCUGCAGGCCAUAGAGAACAAGUACAUGCCAGGUUUCCUUCGUGCGGGUUACUAUGACCUGCUUAUUGACAUCCACCUCAGCAGCUACGCUACCGCACGUCUGAUGAUGAACAAUGAAUACAUUGUCCCCAUGACUGGGGAAACCAAGAGUAUUACGCUGUUUCCCGACGAGAAGAAGAAACAUGGCCUCCCUGGAAUCGGCCUGAGCACUUCUCUCAGACCCAGAAUGCACUUUUCAUCCCCAAGUUUUGUUUGUGGGACUGGUUCUGCUUGUCGCAGCAGUGACAACAAUGGAUCAGGUUCAGGAGAUUUUUUUCAAUAUAGUCCUGAAUUUCCCUUGGACGUCCUGAAAAUAAAAACCAUCGAGAUGCUGACGGAAGCUGUUCGAGAAGGAAGCAUGCAUGUCAGAGAUCCAAUAGGGGGCAGCACUGAAUUUCUCUUCGUUCCCCUUAUCAAACUCUUUUACACCAUGCUCAUAAUGGGGGUCUUCCAAGACAGAGAUCUCAAAAACAUUCUUCGACUGAUUGAACCAUCAGUGUUCUCAGAGCGACGGGACGGGUUAAACGAGAAAGAGAAGGAUGUGAGAACUGAGGGGGGCGAGGAUGGCUGGAACAUGCCAAAAGAAGGACUCUUACAGAUGAAGCUUCCUGAGCCUGUCAAGCUGCAGAUGUGCAAUGUGUUGCAGUACCUGUGUGACUGCCAGGUACGCCAUCGUAUUGAAGCAGUGGUGGCCUUCUCAGAUGACUUUGUAGCAGGUCUUCAAGACAACCAGAGGUUUCGCUACAAUGAAGUGAUGCUGGCACUUAACAUGUCUGCUGCCCUCACUGCCAAAAAGACCAAAGAGUUCAGAUCGCCUCCUCAGGAGCAGAUCAACAUGCUACUCAACUUUAAGGAUGAGAAGCAGGACUGCCCAUGUCCCGAGUAUAUACGUGAACAGCUACUUGACUUUCACGAGGACCUGAUGAGACACUGUGGUAUAGAGUUGGACGAUGACGGUUCACUGGAUGGAGACAAUGACUUCACCAUCCGAGGUCGACUCAUGUCUUUGGUAGAGAAGGUUUCAAACUUGAAAAAGAAGAUGGCGAACCUUCCAGAGGAAAAGAAGGACCGAAAGCCUAGUACGUUACAGCAGUUGAUCUCUGACACAAUGGUUCGCUGGGCUCAGGAGUCUGUUAUUGAAGAUCCUGAUCUGGUCAGAGCCAUGUUUGUCCUUCUACACCGGCAGUACGAUGGCAUUGGAGGACAGGUCCGGGCACUCCCUAAGACCUACACCAUAAAUUCUGUAUCGAUUGAGGACACCAUCAACCUGCUGGCUGCGCUUGGACAAAUUAGAUCUCUGUUGAGCGUCCGCAUGGGAAGGGAGGAGGAGAAAUUGAUGAUAAGAGGAUUGGGUGACAUUAUGAACAAUAAGGUCUUCUACCAACACCCAAAUCUGAUGAGAGCUCUGGGAAUGCAUGAGACUGUCAUGGAAGUCAUGGUCAAUGUGCUGAGUGGAGGAGACUCCAAGGAAAUCACCUUUCCUAAAAUGGUGGCCAACUGUUGUCGUUUCCUCUGUUACUUCUGUCGAAUCAGUCGUCAGAAUCAGAAGGCCAUGUUUGACCAUCUCAGCUACCUCCUGGAGAACAGUAGUGUCGGCCUUGCAUCUCCAUCCAUGCGAGGCUCGACUCCUCUGGAUGUGGCUGCAGCUUCAGUCAUGGACAACAAUGAGCUGGCACUGGCUUUAAGAGAACCUGACCUGGAGAAGGUGGUAAAAUAUCUUGCUGGGUGCGGACUUCAGAGCUGUGUGAUGCUGGUGCGGAAAGGAUACCCUGACAUUGGGUGGAACCCUGUUGAGGGAGAACGCUACCUGGACUUCUUGCGUUUUGCUGUGUUUUGCAACGGUGAAAGUGUGGAAGAGAAUGCCAACGUAGUUGUUAGACUUCUCAUUCGUCGACCCGAAUGUUUUGGCCCUGCUCUUCGUGGAGAGGGAGGGGAUGGCUUGUUAUCAGCGAUGGAGGAGGCCAUUAAGAUUUCUGAGGAUCCAUCCAGAGACGGUCCGUCUCCGACAUCGGAGAGUAUCAAGAGCAUCGGUGACAUCGGGGAGGAAGAUGACACCAUUCACUUGGGCAAUGCCAUCAUGACCUUCUAUGCGGCUCUCAUCGACCUGCUCGGUCGUUGUGCUCCAGAAAUGCAUCUAAUCCAUGCUGGAAAAGGUGAAGCAAUCCGCAUCAGAGCUAUUCUCAGGUCGCUGAUUCCCAUCGAAGACUUAGUCGGUGUCAUCAGUAUUGUGUUCUCCAUGCCAAGUCUGGCCAAAGAUGGCCUAGUUCUGGAACCAGACAUGUCUGCUGGUUUCUGUCCAGACCAUAAAGCAGCAAUGGUUCUAUUUUUGGAUCGGGUCUAUGGAAUAGAGGACCAGAAUUUCCUUCUUCAUCUGCUGGAGGUUGGCUUCUUACCAGACCUAAGAGCAGCUGCUUCUUUGGACACUGUCGCCUUCAGUGCCACAGAUAUGGCCCUGGCUCUCAAUAGGUACCUGUGCACAGCAGUGCUUCCUCUGCUGACUAAAUGUGCACCGCUGUUCGCUGGGACUGAGCCAUUUGCAUCACUCAUUGACUCUCUUCUGCACACGGUUUACCGCCUGUCCAAAGGCUGCUGCCUCACUAAAGCUCAGAGAGACUCCAUUGAGGAGUGUUUGCUCGCUGUCUGUGGGAAGCUACGACCCUCAAUGAUGCAGCAUCUUCUGAGGAGGCUGGUCUUUGAUGUCCCUGUGCUAAAUGAACAUACCAAGAUGCCGCUCAAGCUUCUCACCAAUCACUACGAGCGCUGCUGGAAGUAUUACUGCCUGACUGGAGGCUGGGGAGGUUUUGGUGCCGCUUCUGAUGAGGAGCUUCAUCUUUCCAGAAGACUAUUCUGGGGAAUAUUCGAUGCUCUCUCACACAAAAAGUACGAUCAGGAGCUUUUCAAGCUGGCCUUGCCGUGCCUGAGUGCUGUUGCUGGAGCUCUUCCUCCAGAUUACAUGGAGUCUAACUACAUGACCAUGAUGGAGAAACAAUCUUCCAUGGAUACAGAGGGGAACUUUACUCCACAGCCAGCUGACACCACUAAUGUGACUAUCCCAGAGAAACUGGACUACUUCAUUGUGAGAUAUGCUGAACACAACCAUGAGAAGUGGUGCAUAGAGAAGUUUUCGAAUGGCUGGUCUUAUGGAGAGCAGGCUUGUGAGAUGUCAAAGAGCCACUUCCUGCUUAAGCCCUAUAAAAGUCUGUCAGAGAAGGAUAAAGAGGGCUACUGUCUGCCAGUCAGAGAGUGUUUAAAGACCAUGCUGUCCUGGGGCUGGAGCAUCAAUAGAAUCAGAGAUGGGGACCCUGCCAGCCUUCACAACAAGUCCAGGAGAAUUUCACAGGCUAGUCAGCUGUCUUUUGAAGGCUCCCCAUCAUUCAGCCCCCGGCCUAUUGACAUGAGCAAUGUGACUCUUUCUAGAGACAUGCAGUCAAUGGCAGAGCUGCUAGCAGAGAAUUAUCACAAUAUAUGGGCCAAGGAAAAGAAAAUGGAACUGGAAGCCAAAGGUGGAGGCAGUCACCCACUUCUGGUUCCUUAUGAUACGCUAACUGCCAAAGAGAAAUCAAAAGACAGAGAGAAAGCUCAAGACAUCCUCAAGUUCCUCCAAAUAAAUGGUUACACUGUUUCCAGACGAGCAAAGUCACAAGAGCUGGACACUCCUGCUAUAGAGAAGCGUUUUGCUUACAACUUCCUUCAGCAGCUCAUCACAUAUGUGGACCAGGCCCAGCAGCACAUGAUGGAUUUUGAUCGGGGAGCGAGAACCAAAGCAGAGAAGAUUCCUCAUGAACAACAGAUUAAAUUCUUUGGAAAGGUGGUCUUGCCGUUGGUCGAUCAGUACUUCAAGAAUCACCGUCUGUACUUCCUCUCAACAGCCAUCCACCCUAUCAGCAGCGGUGGACAUGCCUCCAACAAAGAGAAGGAGAUGGUAACCAGUCUUUUCUGCAAAUUGGGAGUUCUUGUCAGACAUAGGAUUUCCUUAUUUGGUAACAAUGCCACGUCCAUAGUCAACUGUCUUCAAAUACUCGGUCAAAGUCUGGACGCCAGGACAGUCAUGAAAACUGGUCUGGAGUCAGUGAAGGCAGCGCUGCGGUCAUUCUUUGAGAGUGCUGCGGAAGAUCUAGAAAAGACGCAGGAGAAUUUGAAGGCUGGUCAGUUCACACACAGCAGAGAGCAGCCGCGAGGGGUCACUCAGAUCAUAAACUACACGACCUUUGCUCUGCUUCCUGUCCUCUCCUCCUUGUUUGAGCACAUUGGACAGAAUAUGUUUGGAGAAGAUCUCAUACUGGAUGAUGUCCAGGUGUCCUGCUACAGAAUCCUGAACAGCCUCUACUUCCUUGGGACAAACAAAAGCAUCUAUGUAGAAAGGCAGCGUCCUGCACUAGGCAAGUGUUUGGCCGCUUUCUCAGUUGCUUUUCCUGUGGCCUUUCUUGAACCUCACAUCAACAAGUUCAAUGGCUUUUCCAUCUUCAACAACAAGGGAGCCAAAGACAGGGCCGCGUUGGGUCUCUCUGGGCAAGUGGGAGAAGUUUGUCCUCUCAUCCCAAACUUGGAGAAGUCUCUGGAGGAAAUCAUGGAGCUGGCCGAGUCUGGCAUCAGAUACACGCAGAUGCCACAUAUAAUGGAAGUGGUGUUGCCGAUGCUGUGCAGUUACAUGUCCCACUGGUGGGAACACGGACCAGAAAACAACUUGGAUAAGGAGGACAGGUGCUGCACAUCUGUGACCUCUGAACAUAUGAACACGUUGCUGGGAAAUAUCCUGAAGAUUAUCUACAACAACUUGGGUAUUGAUGAAGGGGCCUGGAUGAAACGCCUGGCAGUUUUUUCUCAGCCAAUCAUCAGCAAGGCCAACGCCCAGCUACUGAAGACUCACUUCUUGCCACUGAUGGAGAAACUGAAGAAAAAAGCUGCAGUUGUGUUGAUGGACGAGGAACACAGCAAGUCCGAAGGGAGGGGGGAGAUGUCAGAAACCGAGCUGCUCAUCAUGGACCAGUUCACUGUGCUGGUCAGAGACCUGUACGCCUUCUAUCCUCUCCUUAUACGAUUUGUGGACUACAACAGGGCCAAAUGGUUAAAAGAGUCCAAUCCAGAAGCGGAGGAACUCUUCCGCAUGGUGGCUGAGGUUUUCAUUUUCUGGGCCAAAUCUCAUAAUUUCAAAAGAGAAGAGCAGAACUUUGUUGUCCAGAAUGAAAUCAAUAACAUGUCCUUCCUCAUCACCGAUACCAAGUGCAAGAUGUCAAAAGGAAUAGUUUCUGACCAAGAAAGAAAGAAGAUGAGAAGAAAGGGAGACAGAUAUUCGAUGCAGACAAGUUUAAUUGUUGCCACUCUCAAGCGCCUCCUGCCAGUAGGACUCAACAUCUGCGCACCAGGAGAGCACGAGUUGAUCGGACUGGCUAAAAACCGAUUCACGCAGAAGGACACCGAGGAUGAGGUGCGAGAAGUCAUUGGGAACAAUCUUCACUUGCAAGGAAAGUUGGAAGACCCUGCAAUUCGGUGGCAGAUGGCUCUUUACAGGGACCUUCCUCACCACUGUGAAGACACAGCAGAUCCAGAGAAGACUGUGGACAGAGUCUUGAAUAUUGCUCAUGUACUCUUCCACCUGGACCAGGUGGAGCAUCCUCAGCGCAGCAAGAAAGCCGUGUGGCACAAAUUGCUGUCCAAACAGAGGAAGAGAGCUGUUGUGGCAUGCUUCAGAAUGGCACCUCUCUAUAACCUGCCAAGGCACCGUGCUGUCAACCUUUUCCUUCAGGGCUAUGAGAAAUCCUGGAUUGAGGCAGAGGAACAUUACUUUGAAGAUAAACUGAUUGAAGAUCUUGCUAAACCAAAUGAACUGGAGUCAUCUGAGGAAGAGGAGGGGAUGAAGCACAUAGAUCCACUACAUCAGCUCAUCCUGCUGUUCAGCAGAACAGCUCUUACAGAGAAGUGUAAACUGGAUGAGGACAAUCUCUACAUGGCCUACUCUGACAUCAUGGCCAAGAGUUGCCACGAUGAGCAGGACGAAGAUGGAGAAGUGAAGAGUUUUGAGGUAUCUGCAUGUUUUGGUUGUGGAUGUAGACCUCUCAAUGACCCAUGCUUUUGUUUUUUGUUUGUUUUUUUUCAGGAGAAGGAGAUGGAGAAGCAGAAGCUGUUGUAUCAGCAGGCUCGACUUCAUGAUCGUGGCGCUGCAGAGAUGGUGCUUCAGACUAUUAGUGCCAGUAAAGGUGAAAUGGGUCCGAUGGUAGCCUCCACGUUGAAAUUGGGCAUCGCUAUUCUGAAUGGAGGAAACUCAACAGUUCAGCAGAAAAUGUUGGACUACCUGAAAGACAAAAAGGAUGUGGGUUUCUUUCAAAGCCUUGCUGGUUUGAUGCAGUCUUGCAGUGUUCUGGAUCUGAAUGCGUUUGAGAGACAGAAUAAAGCAGAGGGUCUGGGGAUGGUGACUGAGGAGGGUUCAGUCAUCAAUCAUGAGCGUGGUGAGAAGGUCAUGCAGGAUGAUGAGUUCACCUGUGACCUUUUCCGCUUCCUUCAGCUUCUCUGUGAAGGACACAACUCAGACUUUCAGAACUACUUGAGGACACAAACAGGAAACAACACAACAGUCAACAUCAUCAUCUCCACCGUUGACUACCUUCUAAGAGUACAAGAGUCUAUCAGUGACUUCUACUGGUAUUAUUCGGGGAAGGAUGUCAUCGAUGAGCAGGGCCAGAGAAAUUUCUCUAAAGCAAUAAAUGUGGCGAAACAAGUUUUCAAUACACUGACCGAGUACAUCCAGGGUCCAUGUACUGGUAACCAGCAAAGUUUGGCCCACAGUCGUCUGUGGGACGCAGUGGUUGGUUUCCUGCAUGUCUUUGCUCAUAUGCAGAUGAAACUCUCUCAGGACUCAAGUCAGAUCGAGCUCCUAAAGGAACUGAUGGACCUGCAGAAAGACAUGGUGGUCAUGUUGUUGUCUAUGCUGGAAGGCAACGUGGUGAAUGGGACCAUUGGGAAGCAGAUGGUGGACAUGCUGGUGGAGUCAUCCAACAAUGUGGAAAUGAUCCUCAAGUUCUUUGACAUGUUCCUCAAACUCAAAGACCUCACCUCAUCUGAUUCUUUCAAGGAGUACGACCCAGAUGGGAAAGGUGUCAUCUCCAAGAGGGACUUCCACAAGGCCAUGGAGAGUCAUAAACACUACACGCAGACAGAGACGGAGUUCCUUCUCUCAUGUGCAGAGACGGAUGAGAAUGAGCUUUUGGAUUAUGAAGAGUUUGUGGAGCGCUUUCAUGAGCCUGCCAAGGAUAUUGGCUUCAAUGUGGCUGUUUUGUUAACCAACCUCUCGGAGCACAUGCCUCACGACACCCGUCUUCAGACCUUCCUGGAGCUGGCCGAGAGUGUCCUCAACUACUUUCAGCCAUACCUGGGCCGGAUAGAGAUCAUGGGCAGUGCCAAGCGCAUUGAGAGGGUCUACUUUGAGAUCAGCGAAUCCAGUCGAACCCAGUGGGAGAAACCACAGGUGAAGGAAUCAAAGCGACAGUUCAUCUUUGAUGUUGUGAAUGAAGGAGGAGAGAAGGAGAAGAUGGAACUGUUUGUCAAUUUCUGCGAAGACACAAUUUUUGAAAUGCAGCUGGCAGCACAGAUGUCGGACUCUGGUGAGCGCUCUGCGACAAAGGAAGAGGGUGAACGGGAGAAGCCGGAUGAGAGCGCUGAGAUGGGCUUCUUCUCUGUUUCAACUCUCCAUAUGGCACUGUUGUCUCUGAGACACAAUGUCAUGCUGCUGAUCAAGGUGUUAUCUAUGAAAAGCUUAAAAAAACAGAUAAAGAGGGUGAAGAAUAUGACGGCGAAAGACAUGGUGACCGCGCUGGUUUCCUUCUAUCUGUCGGUGCUGUUUGGACUGCUGCAUGUUGCAUUUAGUGUGACACGUGGAUUCUGCAGGAUCUUUUACAAUACGCUAAUGGGAGGCAAUCUGGUGGAGGGUGCCAAAACCAUAAAGGUGUCUGAGCUGCUGGCCAGCAUGCCUGAUCCCACACAGGAUGAGGUGAGGGCUGAAGGGGACGAGCGAGAGCGAAGAGAUCGCAGCUCUGCACAGGAGGACCUUGCUGACCUGGCAGUCAACACCAGUGAUACUGAACUACUUUCAGACAUUUUUGGUCUGGACCUAAGAAGAGAGGGUGGCCAGUACAAGAUAACCCCCCAUAAUCCAAAUGCUAGUCUGACAGACCUACUCAACUCCCCUGUUCCAAUUCCAACACCACCACCAGCAACAGCUGCGACUCCCCCUGAGCUCAGACACCGGCAUCCGUCAAAAGAUACUUCAUCAGAAAAGGAAGAGUCACCGCAGAUUGAAUGUGAACCAGAGAAAAAAAGACAUGGGGAUGAACAGCAGAAGAAGGAAAAGCCAAAAGUCAGAAGACAUAGAGCUUCGAAGUCUGAUGAGCCUGACCUGCAGGAGUCAGUUGUCCUGAAGAAGAUUAUCGCCUACCAGAGGAAAUUACUGAACUACUUUGCCAGGAACUUCUACAACAUGAGGAUGUUGGCGCUCUUUGUGGCAUUUGCCAUAAACUUCAUUCUCCUUUUUUACAAGGUAUCCACAUCCUCAUCUGUGGCUGAAGACAAACAGAUGGUCUACUCUACUGGCCAAUCAGAGAGCAGUGUCCAGUGGGAUCCAGAGGCUACAAUGGAGAGAGUGGAUGAUAGUAUGGACGGAGCUGGAGCCCCCAGGAAGCCUGUCACAGUGCGCUUUGUCCUUGAGGAAAGCAGUGGUUACAUGGAGCCCACAUUGCGGAUCCUUGCCAUCCUGCACACAGUCAUCUCCUUCUUUUGCAUCAUAGGAUACUACUGUCUGAAGGUUCCACUGGUGAUUUUCAAGCGUGAGAAGGAAGUGGCCCGAAAGCUCGAGUUUGAUGGUCUGUAUAUCACAGAGCAGCCGUCUGAAGAUGACAUUAAGGGCCAGUGGGACAGACUGGUCAUCAACACGCAAUCUUUCCCAAACAAUUACUGGGACAAGUUUGUCAAGAGGAAGGUGAUGGAUAAAUAUGGAGAGUUCUAUGGCCAUGACCGCAUCAGUGAGCUGCUGGGCAUGGACAAGGCUGCGCUGGACUUCAGUGAUGCUCACAAGAAGCGCAAGCCCAGAAGAGACAGCUCCCUGGCUGCAGUGCUCAACUCCAUUGAUGUGAAGUACCAGAUCUGGAAACUGGGAGUGGUAUUCACCGACAAUUCCUUCCUGUACCUGGCGUGGUACAUGACCAUGUCCAUCCUGGGGCAUUACAACAACUUUUUCUUUGCUGCACAUCUACUGGACAUAGCGAUGGGCUUCAAGACACUUCGAACAAUUCUGUCAUCCGUCACACACAACGGCAAACAGUUGGUGUUAACGGUGGGCUUGCUCGCCGUAGUCGUCUAUCUCUACACGGUUGUGGCUUUCAACUUCUUCAGGAAGUUCUACAACAAGAGUGAAGAUGGAGAGCUGCCAGACAUGAAGUGUGAUGACAUGUUGACGUGCUACAUGUUCCACAUGUAUGUUGGCGUGCGAGCCGGCGGAGGAAUUGGUGACCAGAUUGAGGACCCCGCCGGUGAUGAGUACGAGAUUUACCGCAUCAUCUUCGACAUCACCUUCUUCUUCUUUGUCAUCGUCAUCCUGCUGGCCAUCAUCCAGGGUCUGAUCAUUGAUGCCUUCGGAGAGCUGCGAGACCAGCAGGAACAAGUCAAAGAAGACAUGGAGACCAAGUGCUUCAUCUGUGGAAUCGGCAACGACUACUUCGACACAGUACCGCACGGUUUUGAAACACACACUCUGCAGGAGCACAACUUGGCCAACUACCUAUUCUUUGUGAUGUACCUCAUCAACAAAGAUGAAACAGAGCACACGGGCCAGGAGUCGUAUGUUUGGAAGAUGUACCAGGAGCGCUGCUGGGAGUUCUUCCCGGCAGGUGACUGUUUCCGGAAACAGUACGAGGAUCAGCUCAACUGAUCUGUUGCAACUUCUACCAAAACCCUUGUCGGUCCCAAGUUCUGGAAGGUGACACAAGUCCGACUCCUCACGCUUGGGACCUGCAUUCAUCUUUGACCUUUGACACCAAGCCUUCGUCCAAGCUCUUCCGAAUCCAGCCAAAAUACUCUGCCCAACGUCCAGCACACUUUGUUUGGAGGCUGCAAAAGCUUUGUAUAUAUAAAGCAUCCAGUCACGUGCUGUAUACUGAGAAGAGGCUGGCAGACAGUGACCCAUCAUCUGCAUCUACGUUCACAGCCAGCAGCAGACACCAAAGGGAGGGAGUCGGCUGUCGGCCCAGAACUGAGAGACUUUAAUGUUCAUACGAUGUUUACAAGACUCUUCAUGUGUUCACUGCAUGUUGCAUGUGAGUGUCAGGAGUGGACAUGAAACACUGCAACCUGCUGUAAUCCAACACAACACCGCUGCAAUAAUCUGCACUCACACCACUUCACUUUCAGUUUCAUGGUUCCAGCACGGACGCCGCUGCGGUCACCACAUCUGGUCCAGGUUUAAACUGCAGUUUUAGGUGUUAUAGCCGUGUCCCGUCAAAACAACUGUGUGUGUAUGUGUGUGUGUGCGCGUGAAGGGCUACACUCUCCCAUCGCUAGCUACACAUUUGUGACCAGAGCCACCCGGAGGUGUCCACCAAAGUCCAAUUCCAGCUCGCAGCAUCUUUGGUUGUCAGAUGGGUUGCAUAUCUUUGUUUGCCCUCAGUGGCUGGACGCGUCUCGUCCGACCUACUUAACUCCCCUUUUUAAGACGUCUGAAUAUUGACCACAUGACCAGGGCUGCCAACUUGUGAUGGGUGAGAUUCUAAUAUUCGUGGGGGUGGGGGGUGUCUUCAAGUCUCAAGUGUGACGUGAGAGUGUGUGAGCAGCCUCAUGUGCUUGCGUGAGAGUUGGCAGCCCUGCGCAUGACCCAGAUCCGGGUGAGCUCUGCCUCCUGUUCCCUGUUUGAGCAUUCAGUAAAGCCAUGUUGGCCACAAUAAGAGGGAGAGCUGUCCACGUGCGAGUCAUCUGCUGCGUCGUGCGUAAGUGCCCUCGUGAAGCCAUGAGAUGAGAGUGAGGGAGGCACGUGGUGGACUAUGGGUGGGCUGAAGGGACGGUGACGCAGGAGGAGGUGAGAAGACACAGUGCCUUACUUUGCUAGGGAGGAGCUAUGCAAGUGGAAGACAGUGAAGUGCACAUGGAGGGAGACACGCGCCAAGGCCCUCAUCCAUCAGCUGUGCAGAGGGACGCGACCUAGAUACAUUUGGAGUCAGUACUGGUGAGGGAAAAAAGCAGCAUAUUUAUCCAACACGCUGGACCUUCACACCGCUGCGCUAAUAAAUCCUACUGGUUCUGACCCCUCUGGCCGUUAACGCGCCUAAUUAACCAUACAAGGCCACAUCUCAUAUUUCCAGCACAGAAGCGUGGAGGACAGCACUGAAGACAUUCUUGUGAUUUCCAGAAGUAUCCUGCUCCGUUACGCAAUCUGGACUGUUGAAGGAGCCUUUCCUGUCGGAGACGCUCCUUUGAGCUGCUCGAUGGCGAGAGGAACGGUCAGAGCAGGGCGGAAUAUCUCGGCAGGUGGCAGACUAGAAUGUUCUCCGAUCAGCCGAUGUUGACUUGCAUAUGUUGAGGUCACGUGCCAUCGCACAACUCGAAAAGACGGAACACCACAGCGUGCUCUUCCUGAUGCAACACAGAGAGGGACACACAGUACAGCAUUACGCAGCAGCACACCCGAUAUUUGUCUGCUGUUCCUCCAGUUUCUGACCAGAUUGUUUAGAAAUACACCUGAAACCCAACUUUGUCAGGAAUGUUCCGACACGUCUGCACAACUGUUGAAUCCGGGUCCUGGAACCAGAGUGAAAAGGUUUUGUCAGACAGACGGAUGAUGAAAAGCUUUUUCAGAUGAAUUACACUGUCCACAUAUUGGCCCACAUUAGAAUUAGAAAAACAAUCUUGCGUGAUAAAAACAUCUAAUCCAUAAUCCACAAUAUUCCUAGAAUGUGGUGAAGCACAGUUUUUCAAAUCUGCAGAGUCCUUAGAACCUUGUGGUCACAUGCAAGUGACCACGGUUGUGCCUGUUUACACGCCGGCGCCGGUUUAUUUGGCACAUUGGUCACUCAGAAUCAUGCGGUGGCGUCAUGUGUGAGCACAACACUCAAGCAAAAACAUGGACUCCUGCUCACUUUGUGAUGUAGGAGUCGACUGUGAGACCAAAUUCAGAGAAUGUGUUAGUUAUAUGUUGAAUUGCUGAAGAAGCCAACUAAGGUUUUCAGAGUCCAGUUUUGAUUUUAGGAAAAAUAAAUCACAUGCUAACAGCAGCUUUUCAUUCCAAGUCAAGGUUUGUAUAAUCUUCCAAUCGGUGAACAUGACUGCAGCAAAACCAAUAUUUAUAAAUCAACUUUCAUUUAUAGAUUUCUACGCUUUCCUCAUGAAGCUCACUCUGACGUGUGACAUGACAGGAUGAAUGCUAACUGCCGUCUGGAAGGACUGUUUCUUUUGAGGAUGAUUUUUAUGCAAUGCAGCCUCACCAACAAGUUAUUCUCUUUUUGUAUAGACUUUAUUCUUUCAAUAAUGUCAUUGCAUGCAUAAUAUGCGGGAUAAUAAAGGUAUGACAAAGACAUUGUUUAAUAGGACUAUUUAAGACGAAUAGAUAUUUAUGUAAUACAGUAUUUUACGUGUAAGAAUUUACACGACUGCAUCUUUUUUGAGAAGAGUUGGUGUUGUCUGCCCUUACAUCCCCAAUUACGGUUUUGAUUUCUAUAUUUCUGCUCAAGCAAUAGCCCUUCAGGGAGUGUGUGACAUGAAUGAUCCAAUAAA
Messenger RNA from Synchiropus splendidus (mandarinfish), 17864 nucleotides. RefSeq names its product ryanodine receptor 2a (cardiac) (gene ryr2a). The record is from RefSeq and is a predicted model, not a curated record. The coding region runs from base 85 to 15033 and encodes 4982 amino acids. Gene Ontology annotation, biological process: intracellular calcium ion homeostasis; calcium ion transmembrane transport. Lineage: Eukaryota; Metazoa; Chordata; Actinopteri; Syngnathiformes; Callionymidae. The transcript has 115 exons. Gene Ontology annotation, molecular function: protein binding; ryanodine-sensitive calcium-release channel activity; calcium ion binding. Gene Ontology annotation, cellular component: smooth endoplasmic reticulum; sarcoplasmic reticulum membrane; sarcolemma.